AUGCCGAAUAAAGAAAGUUUUAUCGGCUAUACUUUUUUCUGUCCAGAAAAAGUGAAAUGGUAUACGGGGGCUGAUACGAUAUACUCCACCCGAAAAGGAAAGUCCUACAUCCUUUUACAUGUAGAUUCAUUACAGAAAGAAAAAGAUAUGUUGACGAUUGUUACUAACAAUAGACAUAUAAUAAAGAAAUAUAAUAAGCCUUAUUUGAUUAAUUCGGAUCGGCCUAUGAUGAAUACUAAAUACAGGAUUUUAAAAUACUUGACGAGUGUAUUUUGUGGGUUACCUAUUGAUAUAGAAACUAGAAACAAGUAUUUUUUAAGAAUAUGUCAAUUAUUAUUGGAUAAACUUGUAAUUAUUGAAAAUAAAUUGAAGAAACAAGAAAAGAACAGACAAACUACAACUUAUAUUAAAUUUAGUCAUGGUAGACGAACAUGGUAUUUGGGGUUUUACAUCCCAUGCUCGUUUUGUAGUAACGUCUGUGCUUAUAUAAUGUUAAGAAAUAGAAAAGUUUGUCAAAAUUGUCGUUCAAAGGUGAUAGUAACUCCUACACCUCCAUUGCAAACACAGGUCGAAAAGUGA
Molecule: messenger RNA, 579 nt
Organism: Rhizophagus irregularis DAOM 181602=DAOM 197198
Lineage: Eukaryota; Fungi; Glomeromycota; Glomeromycetes; Glomerales; Glomeraceae
Source: RefSeq, a predicted model, not a curated record